AUUGUUACGUCCCUGAUGUCCGUGUUCAUCGGGACGACGCCGAUUAAUUUCUCUCUUUAUUCGACAAUUCGUAGAAAUUUUGGAAAGUCCUUCUACUCUUUAUUCGACAAUUCGUGGAAAUUUUGGAAAGUCCUUCUGCCUUUAAUUGUCGGGACGACAAUUCAGUAAGGAGGAGGCAAGUGUUACGUCCCUGGUGUCCGUGUUCAUCGGGAUGGCGCCGAUUAACAAGAACAUCUGGUUCGAAAGGUUGUUGACAGCAGUGUCUGUCAUUUGAGCCAGCUGUCAAGCUGAGCGGAUCCGCAUUCUUAUCGAGCCGAUCCGUGUUAUUAUUAUUGUGUGUUAACGUUCUGUGGUUAUGUUUCUGUGUUCUGUGUUGUGCAUUAAAGUUCUUUUGUGCAUUCUAGUUCCUUUUAAAAGUGUUUAUUUAUUUCGCGAGCAGCUGACCUCUUUAGCGCGCCUUCGAUAUCUAUCGAAGUCCUCGCCGCGAGCGUAACAAUAUUAUUGUAAUAAGCAUUGCUUGAUUAUAUACGUAGUAUAUACGUAGAAUAUUUUUUCUGUGUGCUCAUUUUAAGAUAAUCAUUCUUGCAUUGGAUGACUAUCUCAACAUUCUCCUCGAGAAAUCAGUAAGCCGUCGACUUAUCGUGUGCGUAGUAUCAUUAGUGCGUAGUAUCAUUAGUUAUCUGCUCUACAUUGUAAGAUAGAUUCAUCUGUAAAUAAACGGAUCACUUUUGAGCAUUACAACCAUGUCAAACGUAAUAUCGCCGCCUCGAUACGUUACUAUAGAGGAAGAGUGUAAACGAAAUCCAAAACUCAAAAUGUCAGAUUUGCAAAUAGUGAAGGAUUGGAUGAACAAGCAACCUCAUUUACCAAAUAUAGAGAUGAUAUAUUUUGUUUUAUUUCUUCAUAGUAAUUAUUACCAUCUAGAGAUGACCAAACAAACAAUAGACAAUUUUUAUACUUCAAGAACGCAUUUGCCAGAAAUAUUCUCCAAUAGAGAUCCAAUUGGAUGGAAGGAAUUACGAAAGGCUUUCACCGUCUUGGCGGUUAUGCCAUUGGAGCAGAAAACCAAAGAGGGAUACAUCAUGACGUUCGCCAAGUUGUUGAAUCCGGAUCCAAAUAAAUUUGACUAUCUCGAGUGUAUGAAAUAUUUCUUUAUGAUGUGUGAAGUACAAAAUAUAAUAAAAGGCACCAGUGAGGGGCAAAUUAUCAUCUUUGACCCAUCGGGCCUAUCCAUUGGUCAUAUCAUUCAUAUAAAUUUAAUGAUAGUAAAAAAGAUAGUAUACUAUAUACAAGAAGCUAUCCCAGUUCGAUUAAAAGCCAUACAUAUACUGAACACUAUGCCGAUAAUAGACACGCUACUGAAUAUGAUAAAACCUUUUUUGAAAGCAGAAUUGCUUCAGCUUAUACACUUUCAUUCAAGCUUGGAAACUAUGCAGGAAUUUGUGCCCAUCGAAGCUUUGCCAAAUCAAUAUGGCGGAAAAGCGAGAUCUAUUGAGGAAAUAGCUGCUAAAAACAUCAAAUUAUUGGAAGAAUUCCGCGAAUGGUUUCAAUACGACGAAUGUGUUGGACGGGUGAAUGAAUCUCUGCGAACUGAAAAAUUGCAAGAUGCGGAAAGCUUAUUCGGUGUGGAUGGUAGCUUUAAAAAAUUGGAUAUAGAUUGAUGGUUAAAUAUGAAAUCAAGUAUCUCUGAAAAAUAUUUGUAAUUUUCUAUGCUCUCUCCCUCGUAAAGCAUCAUAUUCUCGUAUUAUUCAAUAAUUUUUUUUAACUCGCAUUAUACCAGCAUAAUUUUGUGCAGAUAAAUGAGAAAGAAAAAGAGAUGAAAUUUAAUUACAUUUAAUCAAUUUGAUAAUAAUAUAUUAAUUUGCAUUAUACAUACCCACACACACACACACACACACACCCACCCAUAAAACCAUAUUGUUGGCAAUAAUAAUAUAUUAUAGUUACAUAAUUAAGUUAUUCAUUGAAUUAUAUAUAUUCGUUGGUUUAUUAUCUGUAUGCGUAUAUAUGCAUACGUUUAUUAAUUUUUAAUUAAGCGUUUCUCUCGAUUGUUCGUCUUAUAAGAACAUGCUACAAGAACCUUGACGUGUACGUUGCGAUCAUAUAAUGUCCAUAGAUAUUACACGUUUCACAAUGCAUAAUUUCAUGCACGCUACUCUAAUUACGAUUGGUUUAUAAUACAAAUUAGGCUUGUACAUCCGCA
This is a messenger RNA of Camponotus floridanus (Florida carpenter ant), 2203 nucleotides long. RefSeq names its product alpha-tocopherol transfer protein-like. The transcript is spliced from 4 exons. NCBI's taxonomy places the organism in Eukaryota, Metazoa, Arthropoda, Insecta, Hymenoptera, Formicidae. Gene Ontology annotation, molecular function: phosphatidylinositol bisphosphate binding. The record is from RefSeq and is a predicted model, not a curated record. Bases 744 to 1661 code for a protein of 305 amino acids. Gene Ontology annotation, cellular component: membrane.